AUGGCACAUCCACUUUCCAGAUUGCUGUCGCGGCGGAUGUGCCAGCAAUGGACACCAUUUCAAAAGACUCCAGGCUCAGUAUCUCGAGCUCUGCGAUCUCCGAUACAAAAGCCUGCAGGAAGACGCGCCUACGCAACUGGUCCCAAUCCUAAUCCUGGACAGAACCCCUUGAAAAUCUGGCCCUUCAUUGCAAUCACACUCUUAGGAACAGGAUCUUACAUCUUGAUGGUGCGAAGUCGAACCGACAUGGCGCCUCCUCACGAGCAAAUCGCAGCCCCCAAAAAAUCCACCCCGACCUUCUCCCCAGCCGACGUAACCGUGCUCUUCGUGCUGGGCGGCCCCGGUGCAGGAAAAGGCACACAAUGUGCGAACCUAGUCCGCGACUACCACUUCACGCACCUGUCAGCGGGCGACCUUCUGCGCGCCGAGCAGGACCGCGAGGGCUCCGAAUUUGGCACUUUGAUCAAGGAGUAUAUCCGCGAUGGCAAGAUCGUGCCCAUGGAAGUGACGGUGCAACUGUUGGAGAACGCCAUGACGGAGACGCUGGAGAAGAGCCAGGGUGGGAAAGGGAAGUUUCUGAUCGAUGGCUUUCCCCGGCAGAUGGACCAGGCGCUGAAGUUUGAGGAGUCGGUGUGCCCGGCGAGGUUCGUGCUGUUUUUUGACUGCCCGGAGCAGGAGAUGCAGAGGCGCUUGUUGGAUCGGGGCAAGACUAGUGGGAGGUCGGAUGAUAAUGCUGAGAGUAUUAAGAAGAGGUUCAAGACGUUCGUGGAGACUAGUAUGCCGGUGGUAGAUUACUUUGACGGCCAGGGACGGGUGGUGAAGGUUGUGGCUACCAAGACCCCGGAACAGGUGUAUCAGGAGACGAAGGAGAGGCUUGAGGCCAAACUGGGAAAGAAUUUUUAG
Molecule: messenger RNA, 903 nt
Organism: Lachnellula hyalina
Lineage: Eukaryota; Fungi; Ascomycota; Leotiomycetes; Helotiales; Lachnaceae
Gene: URA6
Product: Uridylate kinase
Exons: 2
Coding region: 1-903 (300 amino acids)
Biological process (GO): UDP biosynthetic process; CDP biosynthetic process; 'de novo' pyrimidine nucleobase biosynthetic process
Cellular component (GO): nucleus; cytoplasm
Molecular function (GO): ATP binding; UMP kinase activity
Source: RefSeq, a predicted model, not a curated record